Messenger RNA from Ochotona princeps (American pika), 2489 nucleotides. It is a transcript of the gene DPYSL2, whose product is annotated as dihydropyrimidinase like 2. Gene Ontology annotation, cellular component: cytosol; cytoplasm. Gene Ontology annotation, molecular function: hydrolase activity, acting on carbon-nitrogen (but not peptide) bonds, in cyclic amides. The coding region runs from base 78 to 2111 and encodes 677 amino acids. NCBI's taxonomy places the organism in Eukaryota, Metazoa, Chordata, Mammalia, Lagomorpha, Ochotonidae. The transcript is spliced from 14 exons. The record is from RefSeq and is a predicted model, not a curated record.
GGGCUGUGCACGCGGAGAAGGGAGCCUGAGGGACUAGCGGACGGACGGACGGACAGGACCGUCUCCAGCCCCGCGCCAUGGCCGAGAGGAAGCAGUCCGGGAAGGCGGCAGAGGACGAAGAGGUCCCUGCCUUUUUUAAAAAUCUGGGCUCUGGCAGCCCCAAGCCGCGGCAGAAAUUCUGUGGUAUGUUUUGCCCGGUGGAAGGGUCCUCCGAGAACAAGACCAUCGAUUUCGAUUCACUGUCGGUGGGCCGGGGCUCGGGGCAGGUGGUGGCCCAGCAGCGGGACGUCGCCCACUUGGGCCCGGACCCGCAGACGCCGUACUCGCGGCAGGGCCGGCGGGCCGGCGGGGAGCCAUCUGUUGAAUCGGGCAGGAAGGUGGAGAUCCGGCGGGCCUCGGGCAAGGAAGCCCUUCAGAACAUCUGCGACCAGAGUGAUCGUCUUCUGAUCAAAGGAGGUAAAAUCGUCAACGAUGACCAGUCAUUCUAUGCAGACAUAUACAUGGAAGAUGGGCUGAUCAAGCAAAUCGGAGAAAACCUGAUUGUGCCAGGAGGGGUGAAGACCAUCGAAGCCCAUUCCCGAAUGGUGAUCCCUGGAGGAAUUGAUGUCCACACUCGUUUCCAGAUGCCCGACCAGGGAAUGACAUCCGCUGAUGAUUUCUUCCAAGGAACCAAGGCUGCCCUGGCUGGGGGCACCACCAUGAUCAUUGACCAUGUGGUUCCUGAGCCUGGGACCAGCCUGCUGGCCGCCUUUGACCAGUGGAGGGAAUGGGCCGACAGCAAGUCUUGCUGCGACUACUCUCUGCACGUGGACAUUACCGAGUGGCACAAGGGCAUCCAGGAGGAGAUGGAAGCUCUGGUGAAGGAUCAUGGGGUCAAUUCCUUCCUUGUGUACAUGGCUUUCAAAGACCGCUUCCAGCUGACGGAUUGCCAGAUAUAUGAAGUCCUGAGUGUGAUCCGGGAUAUUGGUGCCAUCGCCCAAGUCCAUGCGGAAAAUGGCGACAUCAUCGCAGAGGAGCAACAGAGGAUCCUGGACCUGGGCAUCACCGGGCCUGAGGGACAUGUUCUCAGCCGGCCUGAGGAGGUGGAGGCCGAGGCUGUGAACCGUUCCGUCACCAUUGCCAACCAGACCAACUGUCCGCUGUACAUCACCAAGGUGAUGAGCAAGAGCGCGGCUGAAGUCAUCGCCCAGGCCCGGAAAAAGGGAACCGUGGUGUAUGGCGAGCCCAUCACUGCCAGCUUGGGAACGGAUGGCUCCCACUACUGGAGCAAGAACUGGGCCAAGGCAGCCGCUUUUGUCACUUCCCCACCUCUGAGCCCUGAUCCCACCACUCCAGACUUUCUCAACUCCCUGCUGUCCUGCGGUGACCUCCAGGUCACUGGCAGUGCCCAUUGUACUUUCAACACCGCCCAGAAGGCCGUGGGAAAGGACAACUUUACCCUGAUUCCCGAGGGCACCAACGGCACCGAGGAGCGGAUGUCCGUCAUCUGGGAUAAGGCUGUGGUCACUGGGAAAAUGGACGAGAACCAGUUUGUGGCUGUGACCAGCACCAACGCAGCUAAAGUCUUCAACCUUUAUCCUCGGAAAGGCCGCAUUGCUGUGGGGUCUGAUGCAGACCUGGUCAUCUGGGACCCCGACAGCAUCAAGACCAUCUCUGCCAAGACACACAACAGUUCUCUCGAGUACAACAUCUUUGAAGGCAUGGAGUGCCGUGGAUCUCCGCUGGUGGUCAUCAGCCAGGGGAAGAUCGUGUUGGAGGAUGGCACCCUUCAUGUCACCGAAGGCUCUGGGCGCUACAUCCCCCGGAAGCCCUUCCCUGACUUCGUUUACAAGCGCAUCAAGGCCAGGAGCAGGCUGGCGGAGCUGAGAGGGGUUCCUCGUGGCCUCUAUGAUGGACCCGUGUGCGAGGUGUCUGUUACGCCCAAGACCGUCACUCCCGCUUCCUCGGCCAAGACGUCUCCUGCCAAGCAGCAGGCGCCCCCUGUGCGGAACCUGCACCAGUCUGGAUUCAGCUUGUCUGGUGCCCAGAUUGAUGACAACAUUCCCCGUCGCACCACCCAGCGCAUUGUGGCACCCCCUGGCGGCCGUGCCAACAUCACCAGCCUGGGCUAGAGCUUCUGGCCCCACCAACCACCUGGGGAUGGGGGAUGGGACACCUGAGGACAUUCUCAGACUUCCUUCCUUUUCUUUUCUUUAUUUCUUCUUUUUUUUUUUAACAGCCUGUGAUAGUAACUGUGGGGGCAGCCAGUUCCUGGGGCGUGCACUGGGGUCCCCUGGCUCUGUGUGGUGUGUGGAGUUCUGCUGUCGCUCAUCCACUUUCCUUCACAUCCACCAACACCACAGCCAUGUGUGAGCACCCACCUGCACACAGACCACACCCAACACUCAGACAUGCGCAACAAAGCAAAUCACCCAGAGGGGUCUUCAUCUCCACCUCUGCUGCACUCCUUAGCAUCCUCCUGUCCCUGAGGGAAGAGAAAGUGAAUUGCC